CCAGCAGCCCUGAAAAUGUCAGGACCAUCAUGGAAACCCUUAAACCAUCAUGGCUUCUCACUUUGUAACACAGAGUCCCUAAUUCCCAUCUUUGUUGAGGUACGCUAAUCGGAAUGGCUUCGCAUGGGAGGAAGCAGAGGGAAGAGAGCUGCGGACUGUGGCCACCUAUUCCUCCCCCUCCUCUGUCGCCGUUCCUGGGAGUCGGAGAAGGCCUGGUGCAGGGAAGAGUCUUGUGCCAGGUCCAUCAUUCCCCAUAAUUCUUUGGGGGAAGCCAUUACCGUUUAUAGUAGUAUGACACUGCCUUUAAAUGCAUAGUGCAGAUGGGGUCCAACUCCAGUUCAAUGCAGUUUUAUUAUCUAUAUUUGUACAGGGCUGGCAUCCGCACCUGACAUCCUUGGGCAGCUGGCAGAGCCUCAGUGCCUUGGCAGGGCUUACUGCAGCUGCCUGCCUUAGGGCAGCCUUUAGUGUGUAUAUAUGUAUGUAUAUAUAUAUAUAUAUAUAUAUAUAUAUAUAUAUAUAUAUAUUUUUCCUGGCCUAGCAUCCAGAGCAGCACAGGGAGCCUGAGCCUAGCUGACAUUUUAAUGUCAUUUGUGUCAUUUAAAUCAGCACCCAAUGGGCUUCAUUAUAAUUUUUAUGUGCUCCCCACUUAUUUCGAGACAUGAAAACAUUUCAGGUGCUGUGCAGCAGGGUUUCGUUCCCUUUGGAAGGUGGAUGAUGUGCUUGUGAUUCUCAGCCAUUGGUAUUCAGAGGCAUGCUGUCUCUGACUGGAAAUUUACCACAGACAUUAUGGCUCGUGGCUACGGAGAGCCUCAUCCUCCAUGAAGUGUUCUAAUCCAUCGAAGCUGAUGUCUCUCCAGGGUUUAAGAACAUAACGUUAUGAGUCAGAGGGGGUGUCAAGUGUAAUGGGCUUGGGGGGCAGUCCAGUCCAGAUGAUUUCCUUGGAUCCCCUCCAGGCCUAUGAUCCUGUAUCUAAUAAGGGAUAUAAUCUAGUAGGAGAGGUUGUGGAACCUGUUAAACAAGGCACUGGGCUUUGGCUGACUAGUUAAGUACCACGAUUUAGCAUAUACAAAGAAGUCUUGGGGUGCCACUCACUGAAGCAAAUGGGUGGGCCUUUCCCUCAUCCCACUCACCUAGCUGGUAUGUAGGAGGAACAACAGCCAGUUAUAAGGUUAAAAGCAGGUGAGAAACUGCGGAGAGACAGGUUUUUGCUCUGUGUUGGAUCUAGACUUGUUACUAAUGGAAACGCUAGCUCUUUGGGGGUGUUAAUGCUGCAAGACCCUCUUAUCCUAUGCUCAGGUUGUAAAUAAAACCAUACAUUCUAAAAACACUACAGUUUCUGCUGACCUUCCUUCCAAGGAAACAGAACACUGUGUAAGUGCUGAAACCCCUGGGGUCUCUCACGGCUUAAAGAGGGGAGUGUCUGGCCCUGUUGGAUCAGACCAGUAGUAGGCCAUGUCAUCUAGCAUCCUGUUCUCACAGUGGCUAAUCUCAUGCCAAUGGGAAGUGCAAACGCAGGACGUAAACACAACAGAGUCUCCUCCCAGCAACUAGCAUUCAGAGGCAUACUGCCACGGACAGUUUCUGACUGGAACCAUAGCAUGAGCAAAAUACCGAUAGGAGAUAUCAUAGCCAUCGCUAAAUAUCUCAAGAGAUGUUGCAUGAAAGAGGGAAUAGGGAACAAGCUUGUUUUCUCCUGCUCUGGAGGAUAGGACUCGAACCAAGAAAGGAAAUUCCGACUAAACAGGAAAAGCUUUCUGACACUAAGAGCUGUUCAACAGUGGAACAGACUUCCUCGGGAAUUUAUAUUUUUUAUAUAUAUAUAUAUAUAUAUAUAUAUAUAUAUAUAUAUAUAUCUCCAGGCACUCCAGUCUUCCACUGCCUCCCGCAGUUUGGUCAAACUCAUGCUGGUAGCUUCCAGAACACUGUCCAACCAUCUCGUCCUCUGCCAUCCCCUUCUCCUUGUGCCCUUCAUCUUUCCCAGCAUCAGGGUCUUUUCCAGGGAGUCUUCUCUCCUCAUGAGGUCGCCAAAGUAUUGGAGCCUCAGCUUCACGAUCUGUCCUUCCAGUGAGCACUCAGGGCUGAUUUCCUUAAGAAUGGAUCGGUUUGACCUUUUUGCAGUCCAUGGGACUCUCAAGAGUCUCCUCCAGCACCAUAAUUCAAAAGCAUCAAUUCUUCGGCGAUCAGCCUUCUUUAUGGUCCAGCUCUCACUUCCAUCAUCACUACUGGGACAACCAGUAUGCAUGCACUGUUCUAGAAGCAGAAAACUCUGACAAACUGGAGCAUGAAAACAAUAGCUGGGUCAGGGAGAAAAGGUUAAUGGAAGCCACUUACACUUCACGCAUAAACACCCACACAAUGUAGGCUUCUGUGGUACGCGGAUUUGAACAAUGAAAGAAAAAGCAAAGCCUUGUUUUAUUUAAGGGCGGCACCCAAUUGAGAAACCACAAUUAAUUUAAUUAAUUAAUUAAUUAAUUAAUUAAUUAAUAUCUGCACAAGUUUUCCUAUGGCUAAAACAAACAGCUGUCCAAUCCCCACCGCGUGUUCUGAAGAAAAAUGUUCUUCAGAGAGGGCUUGCACAAUAUCACAGCAAGCACGUAGAAUCAUUGAACUGUAGAGUUGGAAGGGACCCAAGGGUCAUCUAGUCCAACCCCCUGCAACGCAGGAAUCUCAGUUAAAGCAUCCAUGACAGAUGGUCACCCAACCUCUGUUUAAAAACAUCCAAAGAAAGAUUCCACAACCUCCCAAGGGAGUCCAUUCCACUAUCGGAACAGCUCUCACUGUCAGAAAGAUCUUCCUGUUGUUUAGUCAGAAUUUCCUUUCUUGUAACUUGAAGCCAUUGGUUAGAGUCCUAGCCUCCAGAGCAGGAGAAAACAAGCUUGUUCCCUCUUCCAUGUAACAGCCCUUGAGAUAUCUGAAGAUGUCUAUCAUAUCUCCUCUUAGUCUCAUCUUUUUCGGGCUAAACAUACCCAGCUCCUUCAACUGUUCCUCAUACGGGUUGGUUUCUAUCUCAAAAGAGGAUUUCCUUUCUGUGUUUUCGAGAAGAAAAGUCUCUUCUAAAAUGGUAUUAGUACCUGCUGUCACUGGUGGAUCUUUAACUGUUUACAUUUGAAAUAAUACUUUAAAAAACUGGUUUAAAAAUUUAAACCAUUUAAAAACCAUUUUAAAAUGGUUAAAAAAUUUAAAAAUACUUUAAAAUACUUUUUAAAACUGUCACCCGUGGAUCUUUAACUGUUUACAUUUGAAAUAAUACUUUAAAAAACCUAGCUGUCUAAUUAAUUGGAUAUAUUUUUUAAAUUGAUAAAAAAUAGUUGCUUAAUCUAAUUUCUGUCAAUUCAAAGUUUAGUUGACUAAACACCAAAAUUCCUUCCUUCCUUCCUUCCUUCCUUUGUAUCAAAGUUACAGUAGUGUGUGGAUUAUUUUUCUAGUCGCAUUUUUCAAAAACCACUAAUCUUUAAGAACUGGAUGCUGGGGAACAAAGGUCAGCUAAGCUCUUAGCCUGGAAUGUCUCCAGUUUAAAAUAAUCUGCUGCUGCAUGUAUUUCCCUGGACAGGAACAGCUGUGCCAGAAUUGUUUUAGCCUUUAUGCACCCCACUAGAUUUGCACAUUGUCCAGAAGAAAAAUAAAUAAAAGGAAUAGGCAAAGACCAGCUUACACAAGCAAGAAAAUUUAUGGGGCUGGAAUGCAACCUCACACACCUCUUAUUUUGCGCAAAAGUUAUGGACUCUCAGUUACUUAUUGUGAUCCACAUUGGGAUUUGAUCCUUUUGGAAGAACCUGGCAGCUGAUCUCCCAUAGUAGCAGAUUGCUGUGCUCUUUAAAUUCAUCUCCAACAUCCUAUUCCUGUAGUCUGCUUUGAUCCUUAAUUCUCAUUGUAAAUGUGCCACCAUGGUGCUUUUUUAGAGUUUUCCAAGGUCUGAAAUACCCCAGAUUUAGAGUUGGCACACACACACAAAAAUACAUUUUUCAAAACCUGUCUAAAAUAUGUACUCUAAAAAUACCUCUGAACUUUUAUUUGAGCAUAAAUAUCAAUUUUCCGGCCUGUAAACUCCAGCGGUGGUUUGAAAAUAUACCAACCACCUAUGUUUUGUGUGUAGUGCAAAGUGGUUUGUGUUCUAUCAGGGGACUAAACUGGAUGCUUAUUUUUUGGGCCACUUUCCCACCUCCUGAGUUUCUUUCUUUGUCUGCUUGCUGAAUUUUAACAAGGCUGGAUAUUUUUCUCAUUUUAAUUAAGGUACCAUGGCUGUCUGGGUCUAGUUAAAGUAGCACUGCCUGGGGCUGAUGGGAGUUGUAGUCCUAAACAUCUGGAGGGCACCAGGUUGGGAAAGGCUGACCUACAGCUACAGUACACAUGUACACUAAAGGGACUGGAUGGGGGUUUGAUUUCUGCUCCAUUCUUGGAAACCACCAUGCAAUACUUGGUACAAUGCAAGGCGCAAAGGCAACUGGUUCCAUUUUGUUGCAUUCCAUUGAACAAGUCUGUUUCUUGUUCCAGACAGAACAUGAAAUGUUGAACUGCUAGUCAUUCAGUCAAAUAGGGAUUCUGAGAUGGUGUCUUAAUUUUUUGGUGUGGCCAUGUGUUUUAGUUUAUAGAGAAAAGUCCUCUGUUUAAAGGUGUUCUUUAUUUGAACAGCUGUCCAAGUCCUGUUUACAGAUAAAGAACCCUAAGAAGAGAAAGCAGAUUAUCCAUCUCCCAUUAGCAUUUAAAUCACGGGUGUCAAACACAAGGACCGCGGGCUGGAUCCGGCCCGCCAGACCUCGUCAUGUGGCCCGUGUAGCCACCGCCAGCCUUCACCUUUUAUUCUUGCCUUUUUUUUUUUUGACACAAGAAAGCCGCCUCUUCAGCGCAUGCGCGGCAGCCUACAAGCCAGAGAACGUCUGCCCUCUAGCGGCGCCGGCCGUUCUACACAGGAAACCUCCACUUUACAUGCAUUCAGGAAACCUCCACUUGUUUUUAUAUUGAGCGCAUGCCAUCCUGUGAUGUGACAGAUCCAACGGCUGCCUGAACCCUUCUCUCCUGUACUGUAAGUCCUACAGAUACAACCGGCCCUUUGAGGGUGACCAAACUGCUGAUGCGGCCCCCGAUGAAUUUGAGUUUGACACCCCUGAUUUAAAUAAAUAAAUAAAUAAAUAAAUACUCACCCCCAAGCCACUCUGGGCGGCUUCCAACAGGAUAUUAAAAACACAAUAAAACACCAAACAUUCAAAACUUCCCUAAACAGAGCUGCCUUCAGAUGUCUUCUAAAAGUCAGAUAGUUGUUUAUUUCCUUGACAUCUGGUGGGAGGGCAUUCCACAGGGCGGGCGCCACUUCCGAGAAGGCCCUCUGCCUGGUUCCCUGUAACCUCACUUCUCACAGGGAGGGAACUGCCAGAAGGCCCUCAGCGCUGGACCUCAGUGUCCAGGCUGAAUGAUGGGGGUGGAGACGCUCCUUCAGGUAUACUGGGCUGAGGCAUUUGGACAACAGACAGAACAGAUGUACAAGCCACCUAGUCACAGUGGGUAGUAUUUAACUAAAUGAUUCCACUAGUGCAAGUAGUUUUUGCUGCACUGUGGAACAUUCCCACUUUCCUUUCCCAGUGUGCCUCCUGCACACUCCACAAAUCUGCUCCAGAGGGUUUAGGGGAAAUGCCACAACAGAAUUAGGGAGUGCUGGCUUCCACCGCUAGGCCAAUUGGCAGACCAACUCAGCUUUACAAAGAUGUCUGCAAAUGUGACAUGAAGGCUGGCAACAUCCACCCUGUCCUGUGGGAAAACCUUGCAGACAACUGCAGUGCCUGGAGAAAGGCAGUCAGGAUGUGCAUCCACAGCAAGGACCAGAGGAGGAAUGACCGCUGGGAGGAGUGCAGACAGAAGAAACGCCAUGGUGCAUCUGCAGCGGCACAACCGGACACCUUCAUCUGCCCCAGAUGCAACAAAACAUGUCUCUGCCAUAUCAGUCUCUACAGCCGCUGCAACUGUCCAACAGCUUAAACUCAGCACCAAAGGCGCAUUCCUCCAUUGUCUCCCGAGACAGACUGAUGCCGACACAACAGGAAGAAGAGAGGGCAGUUAAAACUCCUUGUGUUGGCAGUAGUUUAGUUGGCUACCACCCAAUAUUCCACAGUAUGGUGCAAUGUCUUAUAGCUGUAUUGUUAGAAUAGUUGGGUGCCUCUCCCUCUCUCUGCCAAGCAAUAGUAAGAGUCCAUGGGGUUCCAGGCACUCACCCAGGGUCUGUGUUCCUUUGGAGGAUUGAGUCACAGCAGAGACUGUUGUAGCUUUAAGAAAUAUGGUUUAUUCACCUAUUUAUACCUUCAGUCUGCAUGGAGGAAUACAGCAUGGUCAUUUCAAGAGGGGCUUGUCCCCCACAGCAGUGCAGUCAGCCUUCAGCCAGCCUGCCCAAGAUGGAUCUAAGUCGUUGUCUUCUUCUUCUUCUUCUUCUUCUUCUUCUUCUUCUUCUUCUUCUUCCCUUGCUAAAAGACUCCCUUUCCCUGUCACCUCUCACCCAGUUACCCUGGCACCAUCUGUCUCCCCAGGUCAAAGGAUUCCUCUCAAAUGGCCCAUCAACCCCUUUUGUCAUGUUAACAGAUUUGCUCUUCACUAAGCCAGCCAGACUGGUUUGUAAAACCAGCCCAGGGAUUCUCUGCAGUUUGUACUUUCAUCCAUAUCCCAACUAAUCAAAAUCCUACCAUUUAUUAAUUUCUAGGGUUUAGGUGGGUUCUCCCCAAAAUCUAUAACAGUAUUUAUAUUACACUUUUUCUAAAUUUGCAUUUGGAAGUUUUUGUUUGCAUGUGCACACUUUAAGUCAAUCUGUGGCCUCUUUUGUUCUUUUUGGAGACGUGCAUUUCUUCAUUACUUUUCUCUCUCUCUGUGUCCGUGUGGCCUCUCUCUAUGCAGACUGUCAGGAGCUCGUCCUAUACUUGAGUAGGAUCCUGGUAGAGUCACAUGCCCGACUGGCAUGUUCUCUGCGUCCUGGUCAUUCUUCCGGGAGCUUCAAUAGCUUUCUUCAGCCUGAACAUCACAGCUACCGAUGCCAACAGACAUCGGCACACUUAGGGAUCCGCAGAGUCUUUGCAGCUUGCAUAACAGACCUCAGCAACUCAGCAUUUUGGCUAAUCUACAUUAUUUACAUAUAAACACACACUGAGCACUGCAACAUGGCUCCCUCUCUCUCUAGCAUCAGACAGCAAAGAGAAUGAACAAAGGACAAUAGUCCAACUUCACGGAACACAGUAACACAAACAUCCUGUCUCCGUCACUUCGCACUCUGUGGAGUCAAAACAUACACUGUCAAGUGAUAGAAAAAAAUCCCAUGACUGCAGACAUGGGGAAUGAAUCUUCAACACAGGCAUCCUCUGUGCUAAGCCAUGCGAGUUUCAGUUAAGCACCAGUGAUGUGCUCUUUUUGUUACUGUUUUUAAAGAUGGCACUGUUGGAAACCAUGGAUGAUUUCUGCUAUGCAGAAAUAAAGCCGAUAUGGGAAAGAUGGUAUGUAUAAUGCACAGGGUGGAUUUGAUUUAAAUCAUGAUUUAAAUCAUUAAUUCAAAUCAUGCUUUAAAUCAAUAGUCAGUAAGACUUGAUUUAAAUCAAAUUUUUUACAGAAACUCAUUCUUGCUGGUAUAAUCUUAAUAUUUGCAUCCAGAUGUAGAUUUCAUUAUUGGAAUAAUAAAUUUUCAGAGUAGUUUUUACCGUUAUAUCAAAAUUUACUGAUUUGGUUAUACUAUUAGAAAUACAUAGACAGAUAAUUAUGAGAUUAUUGUGAGGUUUAAUAAGUUAACUGUUUAUAUUUGGACAACUUUUCUGCUGUACUUUAUUGGAAGGAGAAAAAUAAUCAUUUCCUUAAUAACCAUUUAAACAAUUUAUUUAACUAAAACAAUAACAUUAUAGCAUAUGUAUCCAUGUUUGUUAACAUUUUUUAAAAAACAAAAAACUUCAAAUUGUCACACAAUAAAAUACAAGAAACAAAAGAAAGAAUAAAUACGAUUAAAAAUCAAUAUGACUAUUCAAUAGGAUGGAGUGCUACUGUGGCAUGUGAUUAAUUUCAUUGUAAGCGGCAGCUUGCGAGGAUGAUUGGGGGGGGGAUGACAUCGUGUGCAUGAUAUCCUGAUGUUAUGCAUGUGAGCAUCAUGCCUCCCUCCCUAAGCUGGGCAGAAGCUUCCUGGGCUUUGGGAAGGAGGCCCAGACUAAUUUGCAGGAACGUUUAAGGGAUCAGUCUAGUCCCCUUAGUCCACUGACCGCAUGCCACCGAUGUGCUACCUCUCAUCUUCACAGACACACUACAGACCACCUGCAGGAAGCUUGCAACUACUGGUGGUCUGCAGACUGAAGAUUCAAAACCCCUGACAUUGUCCAUAUGAUUUGUUCUGGGAAAGGCUGAGAGAGGUAAAUCUUCCAAAAGCUCCUCACUGAUUCCAAACCUGACCCAUGGAGACCUUCACUCUCAACCAGCCUCGUGCCCUGAUGCUUCCUCUAGCUGAUUCCAUCAGAGGGGAAUGGAUGUCCCAUGAUCUCCGUGGAACUUCUAGAUGGGGUAAGCAGUGCCGAACAGCAAGCAUAAUCUUAGAAGAGGGAUGCAUCCCCCUUUCUCUUACAGAGGUAGGGAAGCAUCUGCUAAGAUGACACUUGUCUUUUGCAGCUUGUAACGUGUACUUAUAUUCCAAAGAAGUGGCUCUCCAAUUAAUUGGGGGCACCUUUUUCCUCGAUUGAAACGCUUUGAAAGGUUUAAUCAAACUGAUUCAUCAACCAAACAUUGUAGCCCUAAUUAUAAUGUUCCACAGCUAAGUCUCCGCAUUAAAGACAGAUUCAUUGGUAAGCCCUGGCUCAAACGAUCCACACACUGCAUGUGUGUCUUUUUCUUGCACUGGACAAUUUGAAACAAAUAAAAAAAGCAACCAUAACAACAUCCUAAGACUCCAUCUCCGGCACAGUCAAGGGUAUUUCAGGAUGCCGAUCUGUUUUUCAUAUGCGGAAUUGCACAAAAUAAUUUCUUUGUGGCUUUUCUUCCCAAACUGCCUUCUGAAAAGCAAAGCUAAGACUCUUGUGUUUUGCCUUGCAACAACCCUAAACACAUUGACCUCAAUCAGCAUUAGAAACCCUUGUAAUAAAUGCAAAACGACAAAGAGCAAAAUCUUACCUGUACACUGUCGACUCUCCUUUGACGCUUUACGAAGCACAAGGCUUGCCCCCUUGCAAAUUGCGUGUUUCUUUAUCCGGUGAUGACUCUCUCGAAAGUAUGUGGCUGUUGUCUGGACUUGCUUAAGGUUUGUAUAGGGAAAUGACUGGAAUUCUACUGUUCUUGCAUUUUCAAAGAGCUUCAAAAGGCUUCUCCAAGCCUCCCAACCAGCACAAUAAAUACUGGGAGUAUCUGAAGCGCAUAUUCAUUGUCCUACAGAAUAUAUAAUUAACUUUGGAAAAUUAAACAAUUGCAAUGCAGCUGGAAAGAUGGAGGAGACAAAAACACCAAUUGUUUAAAUCCCUGUAUAUGAGCUUUUCAGGGACAUCUACUUUGCCCACGUUGGAGGCGCUUUGGCCCGAUCCAGAAAUUCCCGACUGUGCAAAUCAAGUUAGAGCUUGAGUUGUACAACACACUGGCCUCUCCCUGGCGAAAAUGCAGCCUUGCCCCAGGGAUUCGACAAUUGUCUGUGCUAUAUUAAUACAGGCAGAGGCAAACUUGGCCCUCCAGAUGUUUUGGGACUCCCAUCAUCCCUAGCUAACAGGACCAGUGGUCAAGGAUGAUGGGAGUUGUAGUCCCAAAACAUCUGGAGGGCGAGUUUGCCUAUGCCUACAUUAGUAUUUCCCAUCCCAGUGACCAGUGGGUGAGAUGCAGGCUUCUAAGUGUACCAGUUAGUAGUCCAGUAUAGUAAGAGAAGCUGGCUGUUUCUAUUCCAAGCAUUCAGUGAGGAAUAAUUAUGCUUUGCUCCCUCACUUUUUUUAUGGAGCAUCUGCUCAAGUUAAUAAGCAAAGCAUCCUACACUCAAUUGGGUGCUUCUCUUUCCAAAUAGCAUUGUCUUCUAUCUGUUUCUUUUCUCUUCCUCCACUUAAAUUGCAGCCAGAAGAGCAAUCAUAAUCAGCAGUGCAGUGAGAAAGUUGGGAGUAUUUAACACUUAAAAUCUCCACACUACUUGGUGUUGGGGAAAGGGGACUGCCUACUUGGCUACAGAGUGUGAGACUUUGGAAGCAGAAUUGCUAUUCAGAACAGCAGUGAUUGUGUACUACCAAAUCUCCCACUUCUAGAAGCACCUGCUAAGUCUUACAAAGUUCUUGCUAAGUCCUUAAGAGGCAACACUGGUAGACUGGGGUUGCAUUGAUGCUCUUUUAGCCCUGACCCCCGAGAUCAUGCGAACUCUUCAGUGUGUAUGCAUGCUCUUGUGUGAUUAAAGUACGCUUCUGCAGAAGGAAGUCUUGCGUAUCUGUGGAGACUCCUUGCACAAUUGAGAACCCUGAUCUUCCAGGGUGCUCAAUCAUUCGGGGAGCUUCAUUCAUCUACAAGUCUUCCUGUUGCAGUUGAAUUAUGCAUGGGGCUGGAAAGAGGGCUUCCAAACUAUCUCUAUUUUCGAGUAGGAUUCAAUUACAUACUGGCAGAUUCAGGUUAUGAAAUUAGCUGAUUGGGAGAUAUUGUGCUAAUUCCUUUUGUAAUAAGGAAUUUUAGGGGGAAAUGCAGUGGAUAGUAUGGGGCAACCCUUGGCCCCCCUCCCCCAAAACAAUUCAGGGUGGAUGCUCAUUAAAUAGUCAAUGAAGUCUAAUUGCCCUGCUCAAUUAACAGGACACCUAGAAGUGUCCUCACUAAACCUGUGUCACCUCUAAGGGUAAUAAUGACUAAGGAGGAAAAUGAUUUUGCUGUUACUGCCCCCAUAGUGCUGCUUGCCAUUUUCGCAGCAGCACCACUACCAAAUCCCUCCAUGCAAGUCAUAAUACUAAUUGUGAAGAGUAGACAACCUUGAAAAUAUGGAAAUUUUCCUGUUCCACCUUGGCUUCUUCCCUCUGGGCUUGCAAGUUAUUAUCCACGUAAGCUUCCCUCCUCCUACGCAGUAACGAUGACUCCCUGGAUCAUUUGGUUGGGACAUCAGUUACAAUGCAGAAUGGGUUGCAACACCUUACAAAGAGCUUCUUCACACCAGCAAAGCAAAGUUUUCCUUAGUGUGAAAGGGUUUCUUUUAUGAACUUGUACCCCUGUCAUUUCAGGAUUCAGCUUGUUUGUCUACAUCCAGCCCAUCCCUGCUUCCAAGCACUGGUCUAACACCUCAACCACCUUUUCCAAUUCAGUUGAAACAGACAGAUAGAGCUGGGUGUCACCUACAUAUUUAUUGCACAUCACUCCAAAACUCUGAUGACUGCUGCUGGAGGCUUCAUAAGGAGCAGGGACACUGUGGGGCACUGCAGGACAACUUUCAUGGUGCUAAACAGUCGCCUUCCAUAACAACUUUCUGGAAAUGCUCCUGCAGGGAGGAGCAGAACCCAUGAAGCAAAUUUUCACCUCUCCGAGAUGCUCCAGGACACUGUGGUCAUCAAAAGCCACUGACAGGUUGAGGAGAAGGAGCAGGGGCACA
Molecule: messenger RNA, 11518 nt
Organism: Podarcis lilfordi (Lilford's wall lizard)
Lineage: Eukaryota; Metazoa; Chordata; Lepidosauria; Squamata; Lacertidae
Source: the annotation of a GenBank genome assembly